Pseudoliparis swirei is the source of this 929-nucleotide messenger RNA. Its product is annotated as guanidinoacetate N-methyltransferase. The record is from RefSeq and is a predicted model, not a curated record. Gene Ontology annotation, biological process: creatine biosynthetic process. Gene Ontology annotation, molecular function: guanidinoacetate N-methyltransferase activity. Gene Ontology annotation, cellular component: cytoplasm; nucleus. The transcript has 6 exons. Lineage: Eukaryota; Metazoa; Chordata; Actinopteri; Perciformes; Liparidae. Bases 129 to 836 code for a protein of 235 amino acids.
CCCUUUGACACGUAGUGGAAAUUCCGCCUCGCCAGCACUUAUGAGCCCGAUAUAAACCGCCUCCUGCCGCCUUUCUCUCUUCUGUAAGGAGACUCAACAACCACCACCGCCUCCCCGUCAACAACAACAUGAGCUCCGCCGCAGCGCCCAUCUUCAGCAAGGGAGAGGACUGCAAGACCUCCUGGCACGACGCUAGCGCCGGCUACGAUGAGACCGACACUCACCUGGAGAUCAUGGGCAAGCCCGUGAUGGAGCGCUGGGAGACCCCGUACAUGCAUUCCCUGUCGACCGUCGCAGCCUCAAAAGGCGGUCGCGUCCUGGAGAUCGGCUUCGGCAUGGCCAUUGCCGCCACCAAGCUGGAGUCCUACCCCAUCGAGGAGCACUGGAUCAUCGAGUGCAACGACGGCGUCUUCGCCCGCCUGGAGGAAUGGGCCAAGUCUCAGCCCCACAAGGUCGUCCCUCUGAAGGGCCUCUGGGAGAACGUCGUUCCCACGCUGCCGGACAACCACUUUGACGGCAUCCUCUACGACACCUACCCUCUGUCAGAGGAGACGUGGCACACACACCAGUUUGACUUCAUCAAGGGUCACGCUCACAGGAUGCUGAAGUCCGGCGGCGUCCUGACCUACUGCAACCUGACCUCCUGGGGAGAGCUGCUGAAGACCAAAUACGACAACAUCGAGAAGAUGUUUGAGGAGACCCAGGUGCCCAGUCUGCUGCAGGCCGGCUUCAAGAAGGACAAGAUCAGCAGCACCACCAUGGACAUUGCACCGCCCGCCGAGUGCAAAUACUACGCCUUCAAUAAGAUGAUCACGCCGACCAUCGUCAAGGACUGAAGGCCAACGCUUUGGUUCUUCUUUUUCCACAAUGUGCCUUCAAGACUCUGCUGACCGCCGUCUGACGUUCAAUAAACACGACUCAGACCCCCA